AUAGUUCAGAGUAGCCGAUUCGCACUACUUACAAAAAUGUGCGAGGUUUGUGCCGAUUUUCAAAAUCUAUUGGAGAUCUAUGAAGUGCGUGUUGCUAGUUCAGACCUUAAGUUUCAACUGAUGCUAAAGAGUGAAAUUGAGAUAACAUUCAACUACAUUCAAUCAUGGCCUCAGCGGCAGUGUAUGUGUUUGUACCGGGACAAUAAAAAUUAUGAUCGUUUUAACCUUGUAGUGCAAUCGCUCAUUUGUCUCACAGUUCAGCAUUUAAAGCAUAUUGAUACUUUAAUUGAGAAUUAUACUCGCCUAACGGCCAAUGCAGCACACGGUGUUGCCCAAGCAAACCGCAAUCCAGAGCUCGACAAACAUAAAAGUCACGAGAAGGACGACUCUGGAAAUGGCAAGGAAAAAACUAGCGAAACGAGCUUAAAUGAGUCGAAAUCGUUGUCACCGCCAUCGCCUUCAACAUCCUGGCCUGGUGAUGAUAAUAAAGUAAAUCAUUUUAGAGCUUGUGGAAAUGAGGAAAAGCGAGCUUCUGUCGACGCUCUUGUGGAACUUAAAAAACAGCCGCCAAGAUCACCUCCCUCAACGUGCAUCAGCAGUACCAAAUGCGCAUCACUAUACACAGAGGAACCUUGGAUACUACCAGAAGUGGAAAAACUAUUGGUUCUCCUCUCGAAAGUGUUUCUGCUCAAUUUUCCCCUAUAUAUUGCCCAUAAACAUGGCAUGCAUUCCCGCCUUGAUGACUUGCAAGCUGAGGAGGCCCACCAUCUGGCACUUAUCUGUGAUCUGCAUGACAACGAUCUUCCCAUUUACUUAUUGCGCAACGUAAGCCUGUUUUGCAAUUCGGGUGGAUUUGGUGCCAUGUCGCUAUGCUUCGAUCAUCCAGACCUACCGGUCUCGACAGCACACUCAAUGACUGCCACAGUAUCCAAUGUUAAGCUUUGGCUGAAUUAUCACUGCAACUCACAGCUCUUUGUACCACUUCGCAGCCGCAUAUUGCAAUACAUGUGCAAGCUUUCUGAUCAAAACCUUCGCUCAGCAGCCACGCGAGCCAUGGCUGACUUUGUGUGGUCCUCAAUGCGGGAUCCACUUGAUGUUGCCGUCAAUUUUGACACAGAAGGCCUGGCCCUAGCCUUUAAGUAUUUCACGUCGACGACACUGACCAUGCGACUUGCAGGCAUGGCUCAGAUAAAUGCUCAUAUAAAUCUAUUCAAUGAAAUUUGCACAACCGAAACCGUGAAUGAGGUAGAAUUGUUUGGACAACGUAUUGCAAAUUGGCUGACUGAGAAUCACAUUGUGCAGCAUUUGUUUGGUCCAAAUCUGCAUGUUGAAAUUGUCAAGCAAGCUCAUGUGCUACUCAACUUUCUUGCGGUGGAAAAUCAAAUAUCCGAAGAAGACAUCAAGCUUAUUUGGCAGGCAACACAAUUAAAGCACUGUUCAAAAACAAUAUUUGAUAUUUUGCCGGCUUUGGUAAAGAAUCUUGCUCCCAGACCCGCAAUGCAUUUGUAUUCGCUUCUCUGUCGCAUGGAACCGAAAGAUCAUACUGAACAGAGUAUUUAUAUUGCCUCCGCUCUAACUAAGUUAAUUUGGACGCGAGACUGUUCGCGUUCUCAAAUGAAUUUGAUGCAGGACCAUAUUCUUGGCUCAAAUGCAACUGCUUCUAGUUCUGACAGCGGUAGCAUUGAAGGCAGCAACACCGAAGAUGAUCAGGCUGCUGCUGACGAUAGCAGUAUUGCUAGUGGUGGCCAUAAAAGUCCAAUUGAUGGCGUUACACCUUGUAAACAGGCGCGACACAGGCGUCAUAUUUGUGAUCCCACUACUGAGGUAACAAAGCAACUGAGCAAUGAGGACCUUGCCAAGCUGGACAUUAAAUCACAUCGCAUUGUCAAUAUAAUCGACAACACUAGCAGCGAGGAAGAGUUGCAGUCUCGUGCCGAAUUGGAGCUUCAGUUGCAUCGUAAGAAGACCAAUAACAAGCGUCGUCGUCAAAAAGCCAGCUGCAGUAGCAGCAAGCAACAUCAGCGACUCCUUUUGCCCCACGAGCUUGUUGAAAUUUGGGACGGUGCAGAGGACGUCCCCAGCAGCGAUGACGUCGACGCGGAUGCCGAUGGAGAACUGCCAGCAGAUAGUGAUGAAUGCAGUGAUGGUGUCGCUUCGAGUCAUCAACUUGUCCCUGCCGCGGUUCUUAAGCAUUUGCAUGGUGAAGGUCCUUACAUUCGCGCCAUAGCCGAGACAAACAUUAGUGAACUGUUGAGCGGCGCUGAAAAUGACAACAGCUAUUCCUCACCAAUGAGCAAUAAGUCGGAAAAAAAUCUUGCCGAUUUCGACGACGAAGAUGUUUCUCCAUGUGAGGAGGAGUUGGCGCAAUUGGUCAGCGGACGCGUAAGUACACCCAAUUGCAGAGAUGUAGCCCCGGCUUUUGCCGCUGCCGCUGCUGCACUUAUUGCCGCACAAUCAGCCAUGGCCAUGCAAAAGUCAGGUGAAACAAAUGUUGCAGUUGCUGCAGCUGCAGUUGCUGCCGCUGCUGUCGCAACUGGUAACGCCCAGCAGUCAUUGGCGGCUAUGCGCCAGCAGGCGAAUGCAGCUGUUAUUGCUGCAACUGCAGUCAAUUUGAAAUCUGACACUAACGCACAAGUUGCUCUAUUGGACGGUUGCAGCAAACUGCAACAGCAACAGCUAUCACCCAAAUUUGGUACCAUAGCAACAAGCAACUUCCUCCCGCCCUCUUUCAAGCUAAGCGACGUUUGUCAGCCGGGAAAUACUUUACUAUGGGAUCUACUGCAAGACGACAAAAUCUGUCAACUUGGUGAAUCAUUAGCACUGGAAGCUGAAAAGGCAUUAGCAACACUGCUAUGCUUUAGUAUGGACCGCCAGCUACGCACAAAGUUUGUUGAGGGCUGUUUGCAGAAUGUGGCCAAUAAUCGAAGUGUAAUUGUUAGCUUAAGACUGUUACCGAAGCUAUUUGCGUCGUUUCAACAAUUUCGGCCUUCGGAUACGCACUCGAUGACAUUGUGGGCGGAACGUAAUCAUAAAAUGAUGCAAUGUUUUUUUAAUAACAUACGACACUAUGCAAAGCGGCAUGCGGAACUGCUUAUAAAUCAAAAUGGGGUGCAACAACAGCACCAACUGUGCUUGCAGUUAUAUUCGCACAAAACCCAAGUUUCAGUUAGAUUACAGUUCCUUUCAUCCAUUUUCUCGUCCGUCGGAUCCCCCAAAAGCUUUCGAUUGACAUUGGAUCAGCUAGAUGCCCUCUGGGAUUGGCUGGCACAUGAUCCCGAAUGCUCGGAUUGCUAUUUCUCGUGGCUGCAGGCACAAACAAAGGGCGGUGACCAGCAUGCCCUAGGCAUUGAAGCUCUUCAACAUUUGUAUUUAAAAAAACUGCCUGAACUGCAACCAGAGGAGUUCUCCAUGGUAGCUUUGGGCUUGUUCCAACAGCUAUGCAGUUUUGCACGCAUCGCAGUGGCCGAAUAUGAAAAGCAUAGCGAAACAAUAACUGCGUGCUCCAGUGCCGUAGGAAUGUACCACCUAUGGAAGAUUGCAUUGCGCGCUCAAAGCAAUGAGGUAUCCCUGGCUGCAAUCCAGUAUAUCAACAUGUACUACAUGGGUCAACAGCUCCGAUUGGAAAAGGAAUUUGUUUCCCAGUGUAUGGAUAACCUAGUACAGGCUGCAGCAGCACUUGAAAGCAUUGAGGACGAAAAUGCUCUGAUGCGUGUGCAGCGUGGGUUACUUUUAUUAAAUACACACUUAGACACGUUUAGGCGUCGAUAUGCUUACCAUCUUCGGCGCUGGGCGAUCGAGGGCAAAGGCAUUGGGUCUCAUAGUAAUCUAAAAAAUGAGGGAACAGGUCCUCCCAUUCGGAUUGUCCUCCAGCAAGCUGGUCUUUCCGAGAAAAGUCUGUUACAUAUGCACGCCUGCGAUUUGAUUGCUGAUCUGAAGGCUGAGGUAUCCAAAUGGUGGGAAAGCUUGCAUCUCAAUGCACCUGUGCUUGGACUCUUGUUAAGCGAUGGACCGUUGCGAAUCAUAACACAGGGACAAGAGCUCACAUCGGAUUACGAUGAACGAACACUAGGUGAUGCUGGCUUUAAGGAUAACCAAAUUGUGUACGUUUCGUUGGGUGGCCGAAGUGCGCGACGUAAGGAGCCAAAUUUGGAGCAUCCAUCUAUGUUGCCACCGCCGCCGAAGGAAUGCUUGCCUACGGUGCUGCUCCUGCAGCCAAAGUACUUUGAAAAACUAUUCUGUUUGAUGCAAAGCCUGGGUGACAUGAAGCCGCAAACGUCAACGCUCAGUCUGCAGCAUCACACCAAGUCACAGCUAUUAUCACGUCGUGUUUGGGACAUACUGGCCAUGUUGCCAACCAAUCCGGAUAUUCUGGAUGCCUUCAAGAAUCUGUUGGAUGAUUUAAGAGACCUGCAGCAACUAGAUUCCGCUGGGAAUGAACAACAUCUGUUCAAUAAACGUAAACAGGUGAAGCAAAAGUUUAAUGAGCUUCUCGAUCCCAGUAACCUGCAGAAAUUCAUGUACUCCCUACACAUUGUAGAGAGUUUAGCGCUAUCUGUAUUACGCCAUUCAAGCAAUCCUUGUUCUAAUAUCAACUUUAUAGAUGACCAGAAUCGUACGAAAAAGAACGCAAGCAGUAGUAGACGAAACAGCAAUGAUAUCGCAACCGAUAAGCAUUGUAGCAACAGUAGCAGCGACUGUAGCAAAGAGAUUUCAGAAAAUGAUAUGGAUGUCGCGUUAAUGUCCACCCCGCGCUCUGGCAGCGAUGUAGACGUCAGUGAUCUGGUAAACAUCAGUGAUAAAGAAAACCAUCCAAAGCAGCCAAGCAAACGACAAAAGAAGAACGAGUGUCACGAGCAAGACCGACCGCCAGAGGGUGAAUUACAUAUUAACACGACCACGUUGGCAGAAAUUCCAGUACGAAAUAGCCUUCUAUGCGAGAGUACCAUGUGGACUGAGGCGUUUAUUAAAUGUGGGGGAUUGCAACAUCUAUACGAAAUUUUCAGCAAAGGUCAGCUUCAGCAGAGUGCUAAUCCCAAAGAAUUAGCCCUGAAUGAGUGGAGGCACGACUGCUUGGCAAGUUUACUACGAAUUAUAUGGCUGCUUGGAUUUGAAGAGUUGCAGACACAGGAUGUCCAUGUCUUAAUGUCUAGACCGCAUGCAUUUAUGCUGCAGUUAAUGGAGCCGUCACAAUGCAUACACCGCUUGUUCAGCAUUCUCAGCGAUGAGGUGCAUCAGCAAAGUCAAUCAACCACUGCUACAUCGCUGGUCUAUCUCUAUCAAUUCCAUAAUGUGCGUACUGGUUUCUGGGGCCGCGCUCAGCUUGUGCAAUUCACCAUGAAUAUUUUAGUAAGCUUUGUGCAUGCCUCGCCAGAUGCACGCUCUUUGCUUUGGUCACAGCCGGAGCAAUGUGCUUGGCUCCAAAAGUUCAUACUUCAAGAUCCUGAGCCAGCGGUGCGUCGCGAAAUAUGCGCUGGUCUCUAUCGUAUCUGUUUGGGCAAUACGCAUAGCUAUCGACAGCUCUUGGCUCCGUUAUUACACAAGCUAAUUGCAUUACUGCCUCGAGCAGAGCAGAUGAGCUCUUCUACUCAACACACGCAGUUUCUGCUCUCAGAGGAAGGCAAGGAACCGUAUGGGCCUGCCUGUCGAGAUUACUUCUGGUUGCUGGCGCGCCUCGUGGACACAUUAACACCGGAAAUGGUGGCUGAAGAAUGUAUUGAUAUUGAAAAGCUGUGCGAAAGCAUUUCAGCGAGCAUUCUUGAUCGAGAGUACUAUGAACUGCGGCAUGGUUAUCAAGACGAUGGCUUGGUGGGCUUGCUAAAUCUUAUGUCCAAUCUUAUCAAGUACGACACUACAUAUAAGUAUACACCAAAGGCGUUGUGCUUCAUCGAGCAGGUAAUAGGUUUUCUCUUCGAGAUGCCCUCGCCAACGAACCGACAGAAACCAAAAUGCAAAUCGGCCACGUCCCGAGCGGCUGCCUACGAUCUGCUUGUUGAGCUUUGUCGCGCUUGCGCCACAAACUAUGACUACCUACACGCCCGAUUGCUCUCUCAGCACAAAUCGGGUCCAAAGCAGCCCUAUCCGUGGGACUACUGGCCACGUGACGAAGGCAGGGCCGAGUGCGGCUAUGUGGGACUCACCAAUCUUGGCGCCACCUGUUAUAUGGCUUCCUGCAUACAACAUCUUUAUAUGAUGCCACAGGCUCGUGCUGCAAUUUUGCGAGUACCGCCUGCUGGCGCCCAAAAGCACGCCCACACGCUACUCGAGUUGCAGCGUAUGUUUGCUUAUCUGCUUGAAUCGGAGCGCAAAGCGUACAAUCCGCGCAGUUUUUGUCGUGUUUAUCAAAUGGAUCACCAGCCACUUAAUACAGGAGAGCAGAAAGACAUGGCCGAGUUUUUUAUUGACUUGGUAUCCAAAUUGGAGGAGAUGACCCCUGAUUUGAAACAUUUGGUAAAGCGUUUGUUUUGUGGUACUUUAAGCAAUAAUGUUGUGUCGCUAGACUGCGGACACGUCUCACGCACUGCCGAAGAGUUUUAUACGGUACGGUGCCAGGUAGCCGAUAUGCGUAAUCUGCAAGAGUCGCUUGACGAGGUGACCGUUAAGGAUACACUAGAAGGCGACAAUAUGUACACGUGCUCUCAGUGUGGAAAGAAGGUACGUGCCGAAAAACGUGCUUGCUUCAAGAAGCUGCCUCAGAUCUUGUGUUUUAAUACUAUGCGCUAUACCUUUAAUAUGGUUACCAUGCUCAAGGAAAAAGUUAAUACACACUUCUCAUUUCCAUUGCGGCUUAAUAUGUGCCACUAUGUGGAAAAGACUCUGAUGCCGCAACAGUACAAAGAGGAACGAGAAAAGCGAAAGCGUCAGUGUCAAAAUCACAAAGAAAGCGACGAGGCUUCUGGGAAUGAUACGGCCGAGGCUUCACUAGAUGCCGAUAUCGAGGAGUGCUAUGAAUAUGAAUUGGUCGGUGUAACAGUGCACACAGGAACAGCAGAUGGUGGUCAUUAUUAUAGCUUCAUCAAGGAGCGGACAAAAAACACCUUUCAUCCGCAUGAGCGCUGGUUUCUUUUUAAUGAUGCGGAAGUAAAACCUUUUGAUCCCUCCCAGAUAGCUGCAGAGUGUUUCGGCGGAGAGAUGACUAGUAAAACGUACGACUCAGUGACAGAAAAAUAUUUAGACUUUAGUUUUGAGAAAACAAAUUCCGCCUACAUGCUGUUUUACGAGCGCCGCUUACCAGAACAUCUUCAACGAAGACACUCAGAAUUGUUAGCAACACCCUCACCAAGUCCCACCAAUGAGGAAAAGUCUGAUGCGGAACCUCCGCAACUACAAACUGAAAUUGAGUCAAAAAUCAACAAUGGUAAUAAUGCAUUAUCCAGAAAAACACAGAAGUCGAUUAGUGAAAAAUCGGAUGCAUUUAAGACGCCUGAAAUUAGAAUAAAUAUUCAACAAUCUCAGGACCGAAUUGAAAAUAAAUGUUGGCCAAAAAUAGCUGAGGCUCUAAGAACAGCUAAUUGUGAUUACUCCUUACCAAAUAAAAACAUCAAUAAUAACGAACUUCAGACAUCGGCUACCAAAUCUGAUAGCAUUGAAAGUGCAACUAAACCGAUAGCAAAAAUAAACUUGCGCCCAUUGUUGAACAAAGAAUUGGAAGACUGGAUUUGGCAAGAUAACCGGCAAUUUUUGCAGGAUCGUAAUAUCUUCGAACACACUUAUUUUAAUUUUAUGUGGCAAAUUUGUGGACAUAUACCACAGACACUGAUCUCGAAAACGGAUGUCACCUGCAUGGCUACAAAGUUGUCUGUUUCAUUUUUUAUUGAAACUUUUAUACACGCUAAGGAAAAGCCAACCAUGGUGCCCUGGGUCGAGUUGCUAACCAAACAGUUUAAUGCCAGUGAAGAAGCUUGCGAAUGGUUCUUAUCACAUAUGUCUGUAGAGCCAUAUUGGCCAGUGCAUGUAUUAAUUCAGUGUCCUAAUCAAAUGGUACGCCAAAUGUUCCAGCGUUUAGUUGUACACGUUAUACAGCGAUUGCGUGCUUCGCACGUUGAUCAGUACCUUGGCGUGGAAACUGACGAAGAUAACAAGGAACUAAUCGGAAAUGCUUCCUGCGUGACACGUUAUAUUAGCUCUUUAAUAUCGCUUCUGGAACAUGGAGCUCGGUCACAUCUCCGUCAUUUAUCUGAAUAUUUUAGUCUUCUUUGCGAAUUUUCGCGCAUGGGCGAUGAAGAGGCAAUGUUUCUGUUGCGCAUUGGUGUUCUUAAGAGCCUUGUCGAUUUUUAUUUAGGACACAAGUCUUCAGAUAGUAUUGAUAUCAGCUCGGACAAUGAAGACAACUCUUCAGAUGAAGCGCUUUCUGUGGACAAAAUAAGGCCCGCCUCUUUGGACAAAAUGAUUGCUCUGUGCGCUAGUCUUGUCGAACGCUCGCGCGGUGCUGAUUUUCGCUUACGGUUAUCGCCCAAAGACUUCAAUGCUAUUGCUGGUGGAAAGGGCUUUCCAUUUUUGUAUCAACAAAUAAAAGACGGCAUAAAUUCACAUCAGACAAAGCAUUUAAUCCAUGCGCUGUGCCGUUGGGAUGAGCGUCUGGCUACUCAGAUCAUCAGUAUGCUCUUCGGAUCGGUCACUAGGCACACUGAGCUCUGUGCCCCUUUCUUUAAAUUAUUAACACUUCUUAUUGAAACUCAGAGCGGCCCUGUAGGCUUGCCUUGUUUUACGCAGCUCGUUCUACCACGAAUGUGGGAUGCGGCUGAAUAUUGCCCACAAUCUGUUCUUGACUGGUUAUCCGUGCAGGCAACAAAGAAUAAAAUAGCACAUACCUGGAUUCUUCAGUCGGCCGACCAAUGGUUGGAACAAUUUAUGAUCGCGCAUGACAACACACGCGUCCGGAAUGCCGCUGCUUCGCUACUGGUAGCUUUAGUGCCUUCACAAGCGUUUCGUGCGAAUUUUCGCGCUCAUUCCCAACAUAAAUUGCUAACAGUUCAACCUCACACUUAUCGCGAAAUUAACAGUGAAGCCCAGAUUGUGUUGCACCAGGUGAUCACAUUGUUGCUGCGUUUGCUUCGACCAGCACGCGCGUACGCAGACAUUGGAACGCAUGGUACCACCAAACUCACAGCUUAUUUUAAUUUACUCAGCUACUGUAUGGUUUCUAAGACAGAAAAACAAAUGAUAGGGUCCUUUAUGCGAUCGCUUUGGGAACUGUUUCAUCCGCGAUUAUCAGAGCCAAGCGUGCCAGCUCAUCAUAAUAAGCACGCAUUGCUUACAUUUUGGUAUCACUCGCUAGUCGACUGCCCGGAAAACGCGACCCUCGUAGCUAAUUGUCCUGAGAUAACCAGAAAUAUUGCCUUUAACUAUAUACUUGCGGAUCAUGAUGACGCGGAGAUUGUAACCUACAACCGAUCCAUGCUACCUGCCUAUUAUGGACUGUUGCGCUUAUGCUGCGAACAAAGUCGGCCACUCACCCGUCAAUUGGCACAACAUCAAAACCUCCAGUGGGCCUUCAAAAAUAUUACUCCUCAUCCCACCCAAUAUUCGGCUGCUGUCGAUGAACUGUUUAAGCUGAUGACACUAUUUGCAACACGACAUCCCGAUGCCAGUGAACAGGAAAAACAAGAUGUCAUUGCUUUUAGACGCUCUGUUAUUGUUUCCUAUACAAGUAGCCUGGAUGCUCGGGUAUCGUGGGCAACACUUAUCAGCGCGCUUAAAAUUCUCGUGGACAACGACGAUGAUCGCAUGCUGGUUGUAUUUAACGGAGGCAUCGAGAUGAGCUUCGAAGCAUUACAUACUCUACAUUCCAUGCAUCACGAGGCCACGGCCUGCCAUGUGGCUGGAGAUCUUUUGGAUCUACUUGGAGAAAUGGUUCUGUUACUGGCCACACUACGAACACGAACCGAUAAUCCCGUGCAAAAAAAACAACAACACCAUCUAGAACAACAAUUGCAAAUUCAGCAACAACAAUUGUUACAUAAGCAACAAGAUACGCAGAGCACACAGACUCCUCAAACGCCCCUUCAGAAGGAAAAGCAACUACAGCACCAAAUGCAACAACAUUUACAAUUACAACAAAUGCAACUGCAACAACAACAUUUUUUGCGGCAACAGCAUCAGCACUCUGCACUGUCAAAAGUACUACCAGAUGCCAUAAAGCGCUUAGCAACUCUACUUAAUACGUAUAAUUCGCCAGAGAUAAUUCGUAUGGCAUUGGAGGUGCUUAAGGAGCUGGUGCGAAACACUAGUCUGGAGGCCAUUAGCAUUCUUGCACCCAUACUAAUAAAUUGUCAUUUAUCAGUGGCAAAUGCCCCUAAUGCAAUAGGACCCCUGGGUCCUUACUUCCCUCGUCGAAGCGCUAAGCAAACGGCGUGGGUAAUGGGCGCAAAAAACUCACCGCGUCCCCCUAGACCUAUAGUACAAAUGUGCAUUGCUCUAUCAGACCUAACACCACGUGGAAUCGAUGCCGAAUAUGACGCACAGGUUGAUGCUUUCUAUAGGCCAUAUCAUGACUUUAUCGAUGUAAUGCUUCGCAUGUGCAUAAACACUGGCACCCUCAGCGACACCCUCGUUAAACUACACUGCCUAGUGGCUAUUGAAUCCACACCGCUGCAUUUCAACUAUUUCCCUAAGUUUUGGGUAGGCAUAAAUAACAACACGCUAACACACAAUUACUCUGAAAUGCUUGUUAAAAAUCCCCUAUUGGUUGAGUAUCUGCACAAUGUUCUUAGAGAUGAACGAUGCAUGCUGAAAGAUGCGUUUGUUAGAGAGUUUUUGGAAAUAUACUAUCACAAAGUGGCUUCACAGCUUCCAGUUGCGCGUAUGAUUUAUACCAUCAAUUACGGCAUGCACUCUAAGGAUGAUAUUGAUGAAUUGUGCGGCGACUUAUUUGCCAUACGGAUUAUUGCCCAAGCAACGGGUGUGCCUCCGUCUGUACGAAAAGAGCUCCGAGGAUCGCUGAGAGCGCUUCUUAACAAAAGCGAGCGUUUUAAGAAAGAAGCGGAAAAAGAUCAACUUACUAAUAAAAAACAAAAACGUGAGUCUUGUAAGGAAAAUGAAGAAAUACUCUCCCAGUGCACGCAGCCACAUUUAGAGAUUACGGAAAGUAUUUCAAAAGAAGCAGUGACAGCAGAGCUGAGUAAAGUGGAUAUGUCAGUGGAAGCUGUCGAGGGUAAAUUCGCUACUCUUUCUAAAGAUGAGACUGUGCCUGAGAAUAUGGAGACCGCUGAGGGUGAAAAACUUAAGGCUUCCUUGUCCUCAUCCGAUAAUGACACGGAGCUGGAAGACGAGAAUGAGCCUACACCAAAGCGCAACAAGAAAACUGCAGAAGAUCGACUUAACGAGGAACGCAUGAAACGGUUCAGUAUUUUACAAACUAUGGAAUCUUACAUACAUAGCAUUUUUAAUAUAAUUAAGCGCGAGGCGAUCGCAUUAAGUACAUCUCACAAAAAGGAGUUCAAUGAAGACAGUGAUGCGGCUACAUCAGUUGCGGGGGCUACCAAGUCAAGGAGUAAGAUCGAUGAUAUGCAGGUAGAGGUAGAGCCGGGGGUUAAUCGAGAGGACAUGAGUGUUGAUUGUGAAAUAGGAACAGAUGGCAGUCUAAUGUCACAUGUUUUUAACAAGGCUAAACAAAAUGGCCAAGGUCAGAAAAUUGAUCAGAUUAAAUCAAUUGAGCAAAAUAUAUUAGGCCAUAUAAAUAAUAGUUCCAUGCCAACUAAUGUCGAUAGUGCCGUAGUAGAUGUUGCGUCAUCCUCUGAGCCAGCGAGCUCAACACAAAUUUAGUUAUCGUUCAACGAUUUGCUUAGCAUAUUAUUUUUUGGUAAACCAUUGAAUUAAUAAUUGGUCGUAAAAGAGAUCGACAAAUUUAGUGAAUGAAUCUUGCUAUGCUGCCGAAUCCAAUAUGUAACAGUAUACGAAAAAAUGUAAAAAAAAAAGUUUAUAAUUUUAAUGGACAUAAGACUAUCCCACGAACACAAAUACACAACACAGCAUAAUUUCUCAUAGAGAAACAUUCAUUUACAUUUCAACAAUAAUAAUAAAUAAUUAUAUGUUUGGGAUAUGAGGAUAUAUUAAUACUAAACAUAAAAAAAGCAAACAAACAAAUAUUAAAAAAUCUCGUAGCUCCAAACUUUGCAUUACAAAGCUUAAGGUAAUUUUACCGUAUUUAAAAUUAGCUUUAUCGAAUCUGAUGUUUUUUUUUAUUUAUUGUUUAGUAUCAUUAAUUUUCAUUUUGAAAUCUUCAACGCUGUUGGACUUAACAUAAUAAGUAUAAUUAAUUUUCGUAUGCACGGAAAUACGUACUACAUAUGUAAAAAGCCAUCAUUGUAAAUUACUAAACUUCACAAAUUAAAGUCAACAAUCUAACUCUGCUUACGUGGAAGCACUAAUAUUUCAAUAUAGGUGUAUAUAAAUAUGCCAAAGUGCAACGGCGGCAGAAUAUAAAAAAUCAAACACUUAAGAAGGAAUAUAAAAACAUUAGUUUCAAAUAUUUGGAAGCGAUAUAAAAAUUUACAUUUUAUUAGGAUAAGUAAAUAAACUGAUGCAUCGUAUAUGUAGUCAUAAGCGGAAUUCCCAUUUUCUGUAAUCUUAAGUAUGCAAUAAUUGUCGUUGUGUAAAUACAUACACAUGCAAGUAUGUGUAAUUCCAGUGUUACGAUUUUAUUAACCUAAACGCAAAUACAAUUAUAAAAAUCCCUAAAACUACAUAAGUCUGU
Messenger RNA from Drosophila busckii, 12691 nucleotides. It is a transcript of the gene puf, whose product is annotated as ubiquitin carboxyl-terminal hydrolase puf. Lineage: Eukaryota; Metazoa; Arthropoda; Insecta; Diptera; Drosophilidae. The coding region runs from base 37 to 11760 and encodes 3907 amino acids. The transcript has 20 exons. Gene Ontology annotation, biological process: protein deubiquitination. The record is from RefSeq and is a predicted model, not a curated record. Gene Ontology annotation, molecular function: cysteine-type endopeptidase activity; cysteine-type deubiquitinase activity. Gene Ontology annotation, cellular component: nucleus; cytosol.